Rotaria sordida is the source of this 6254-nucleotide messenger RNA. Lineage: Eukaryota; Metazoa; Rotifera; Eurotatoria; Philodinida; Philodinidae. The record is from the annotation of a GenBank genome assembly.
AUGGCAUCCGAUGAAGACCGUGUACCAAAAUUUGUUCAUAUUGAUGAACAAUAUGGAAAUAAAGGAAAUGAUCCAAUAUUAUUUGGUUUUGAACAAGAACUUAAAUCUGUUACUGUACGUUAUGGUGAUUCAGCAAGAUUUGAAGCUAAAAUACGUUUAAUAUCAACAUCUUCAAAUAUUCAAAUUGAUCGAUCUUUAUUAAAUAUUGAAUGGCGUUUAAAUGAUAUACGUAUAACAAGCGACAAUGAUUCAAGAUAUCGAUUUGAUUCAAUACAAGAAGAGAAUCUUUAUUGGAUGGAUAUUCGACAAUGUGAACAACAAGAUGAAGGAGUUUAUACGAUUUAUAUUAGUUAUGAUCAUGAUAAAUAUCAUGAUGAAUCGAGUGCUUAUCUCUUUGUUGACAGCUUUAUUACUGAAAAGGAGGAGCAACCUGAUCAAAUAAGUCAACGAGGAUUAACUGCUGGUGAUUCAUGGUCAUCAGCAACAUCUCUUGAUCGUUUUAUUCCACCAACAAUAACACAACCUCUUCUAUCUACUUAUCGAUAUCGUUCUGGUGAUAGAGUACAACUUCAAGUUGAAUAUUUUUCACCAUCAGUACAAUGUCAUUGUACAUGGCAAGUGCAACAUAUAGGUGAUGCUGCACCACAACUAAUACAAGAUGGAUCAAUAGUUAAUACAAAUUAUUCAUCAACAUUAACUAUUGAUUCUAUAACACCUGAAUUACAAGGUGUAUAUCUAUUUCAAGUUGAAAAUGUUUAUGGACAAGCUAUGACACAAACAUAUAUUAGUGUCGAUCAGGAGGAUAUUGAUGACGAACAACAAGAAUAUCAAGAAGCAUUUGAAGAACCACCUAUUAAAAAGAAACAUCUUGAAGAUGAGAGUCAUUUACAAUUAAUGGGUCCAUUUCAUAAACGUAUAUCAAUGAUGCAUCAUAUGCCAUUAGAUGAAUCAUUAAGAGAUGAAGCUCUUAAAGUUCAUCUACCUGGUGAAAUAACAGAAGAAAUUAUUAUUCAUACUGAAUUUAUUCCACCGACGCCACGAUUAUCAUUAAUUGAAGAACAAUCAACAGAUUUACCUAUUAAACAAAAUUUAUUAAGUGAACAAAUUCAAACUGGAGAUACAUAUAAAAUUGAAGAUGUUGACAUAAAAAUUACGAUGGAUCAACAACAAUUACAACCUGAAAAGAAAUCAGCCGAUCAAAUUCAAUUCGAUCUGCUACUUCCAUCGUUAUUAAGCGAUAUUGUACCGAAAUCUAUUCGUGAGGACAUUCCGCAAACAACUGCUUUAAGAGUUCAACAACAACAACAACAACUGACUCGACCAACAGAUGAUAAUCUAACUGUUAUCGAAAAAUCACAAACUAUAACUUCAGUACCUAUUGCACUUGAUACAGCUCUUAGUAGUGUUGAACAAUGGUCAGAUGUAAUUUCUGAUCAUGAUACUUUUGUAUUACCAUCAUUUCGUCAAGCUUCACGUAUUUCACAUUUAUCAACAUCAGCUAAUGAAUAUGAAGAUGAACAACAUAUUGCACAUCCUUUACGUCAACGUUUAUCUAUUGGUUCAAUUCGAACAUCGGACAAAGUAGAUACUAUACAACAACCUGAAGUAGGUCCAUAUGUUCCAUUACUUGAUGAAAGUAGUAUUGCUCUUAAUCAAUUUCGUCUACCUGAAAUACCACAAUCAUAUGAAUAUAAAGCACCAAUCGAUAUUAAACAAGAACCAAUUGCUCUAUUACGAACUAGUGCAUUGGCUAUGAGUAGUGAUGAUAUGGAAAUUCAUGAAACACCUAUCAAUAUCAGUCAUAUACGUCAUCAAGAAUCAGGAGGUACUAAACAAAGAGCUACAUCAAUUUCACAACCAAGUGUCACUAUUGAUUUUUCUAUACUUGAUGAAAGUCCUCUUCAUCUCGAUCAACUUCAACGACCAGAAUUAUCACAAUCAAUUGAAUAUAAACUUCCUGCUGAUAUUCAAUUAUCAACUAGUUCAAUUCUUACGACAACUUCUGCUCUUAGUCAAGAAGAACCAGCAGAAGAAACAGCUAUUAAUAUUACUCAAUUUAUUCAAUCUACUGCUCAAGAUUUGCCUGUUUCCGAAACAAAAAAACAACAAGUAUCAACAAUUAUACAACCAAGUCUUAUUACUGAUUUACCGGUACUACAUGAAGCAGUUGUGCGUCUUGAUCAAGUUCAUCGUCCAGAUGCACCACAAUCUAUCCAAUAUAAAGCUCCGGCUGAUAUUCAACCAUCAGUUGGUACUAUUCUUACAACAGCUUCUGGUCUUAUUAGUGAAGAACUAGCACAUGACACACCUGUAAAUAUUAGUCAAUUACGUCAACCAAUAGCUAAAGAUGUCUCUGUACAUGACACAAUUCAACAACAAGCAUCAUCAGUAAUGCAAUUAAGUGCAGCGACAGAUUUAUCUAUAUUUGAUGAAACUUCAAUUCAUGUUGAUCAAAUUCAUCGUCCAGAUGCACCACAAUCUAUCCAAUAUAAAGCACCUGCUGAUAUUGAACCAUCAAUCGGUUCAAUUCGCACACAUACUUCUACUCUUAGUAUAGAAGAACCAGCACAAGAAGUUCCUAUUAAUGUUAGUCAAGUACAUCAAGCGACUGCGCAAGAAUUAUCUGAUGAAAUAAAACAACGUGCUUUAGAUAUUUCACAACGAUCUAAAGAUAUUGAUUUGUCAUCACUUGAUGAAACUGCUAUUAAUAUAGAACAAUUUCCUCAAGCUGAAGAAUCACAAUCAGUUGAAUAUAAACUAUCAACUAAUCUUAAACAAGUAUCAGCUACUUUAUUUAGCACUCCAUCUGUAUUAGCAAGUGAAACUGAACAUGAUGAAGCAAUUUUAACUUCAGUAGAAGGUUAUCAACAACAACAAGGACAUAAAACAUAUCGACCAGCAGUUAUCUCCGAUUUGUCAUUGGCACCUGCAGAAGAUGAAUUUGCUGAAUUACCAUAUGAAAUUCAAUUGCAACAACAACGUUUACUUAAAAUGCCACCUAAAUUACAUGAACAACCUAUACUUAUUCAAAGUCGUACAUCAAUUAUCGAAGGCGAUGAUGAAACACAAUCAACAAUGAUUGGUCAACGUCGUCAAAUGAUACCUUCUGUACCAAAAGAAGAAGAAGAAGAAGAAGAAGAAGAAGAAGAAGAAGAAAAAUCAAUCUCUCCAGAAACAUCAAUGAAUGUCGAUGAAGUUAUUGAAACAAUUUAUUUAGAAGAUGAAUUACUUGAACCUAAGAAAUCAAUCGUUAGUGAUAUUCCGGUAUCGACUGACGAAGAUAUAUCAUCUUUAGUUCCGACAGUCGGUGAAGUUGUACCUUCAAUCGAAGAGGUACCUCAAACUACGGACAAAGAAAUAUCUAUGCAAAUUAAUCAACUCGAAACUGUGCGUUCAGACCAAAGUAUUAACGAAGAAUUACAAUCAUCACUUAACCGAUUAGAUCAAGUUUCAUUGACACAACCAACUUCUCGUGAUUUACAAACAACAGAAGAAAUACUUUCUUCUGCUACUAUAGAAAAAGCACCGGAAACAUUAGUGCCAGAAAAAAUUGAAGAACCACUCGAAAUAACAUCGAAAAAAAUUGUUGAUUAUAUUGAAAUACCACAUUCAACAACAGAUUUAGAUAAAAAUAAACCUGAAGCUAUCAUCGUUAUAGAUGAAAUGACACCAAGUGAAGGCAUUUCACGUGUUGCAGAUGCAACAAGUCAUAUAGCUCCAUUUGAAAGUUUACCUACAGUAGAUUUCACAACAGAAACUAUUCAACAAAUACAAGGUGAUGUGACUUCUGAACAAUUUUCUCUUUCUGCUCUAAGUGACAAAGGUGAAAAAUCAUUGAAAGAAUCUGUAGAAUCUUUGUCUGUUCCAGCACAACCGAAUUUAUUGCCGUUGGCAACAAUGCCCGAUGAAACAACAGAAGGAGAUAAGCUACGUACACCUGAUAAAAUCGUUCAAGAUGUUCUCGUCGCUGCACUUGAACCAACAAGUGUCAGUCAAGUCGAACAUACUGCACAAACUAUACCAACGUCUUCAUUGACUCAACUACAGACAGCAAGUACUUUUCAAACUGUAUCUUUCGAUCAAGAUGUUUCUAAAGAUACUACAAAAGUCCAAUCCGUCAAAACAGCAUCACCAGUACCUGUUUCGAUGGAACCUGAUCAAUUCUUUGAUGCUGAAUCAGAAUCUACGGGUGAAAUAGCAAAAACCGAAAUUAAAAAAAUAACGUCAUUUCAUGAACAACCAAUCACUCUUGCCGCAGUAGAAAAGUUACAACAUGAUGUAGCUGUUGAACAACAAAUGGAUGAAUUUCAUGAACCAGAACUUCCUGUAACAUCAAUAGAGGCACCACUUACUGGUGAACCACAACCACUUGAAACGUCAUUAGAACAAACCACAAGUGCUACAAAAGAGAUACCAUCGAAAACACAAGUUCAGGAACAAAUAAAACCUGUUGAAAGUACAGGUCUCCUACAACAAGAGUCUGCUUUACCAACGCAAGAGCAAGAAGUAGCACAUGCGGCACAAUUACUAAUGAAAAUCAUCGAUGAGCAAAAGCAAACAAGAAUCGAGCUACCAGAAACGACACUACCUGAUGAAGAAAAAGUUCCACAACGGGAAAAGCCACAGCCGCAACCAGUCGAAGUACAAAAAGACGAAGUUGUUGAAAAAAUACAGCUGCUACCGACUCCAACAUCACAGCCAGGCAAAACACAAACAAUCGAAACGGUUGAACAAAUAAAACAGCAACCGAGUCUAACACUGCAGCCAACCGAAGUACAAAUAGUCGAAACAGUUGAGCAAAUACAACCACAACCGACUCCAGAGUCGAAGCCAGUUGAACAACUACAACAACCAACUCCGACACCGCAACCAGUCAAAGUACAAACAAUCGAAACGGUUGAACAAAUACAAUUGCAGCCAACUUCAGAGCUGAAGCCAGUUGAACAAAUACAACAGCAACCGACUCCAACACCGCAGCCAGACACAGUGCAAACCGUCGAAACGGUUCAACAAAUACAGCUGCAGCCGACUCCAACUCGUCCACCAGCCGAAGUACCAAAAUCCGAAGCAGUUGAAAAAAUGCAACUGCAACAAGUUCCAGAGUCAAAGCCAGUUGAACAAAUACAACUACAACUGGCUCCAGAACUAAACGCAGCCGUAGACAAAAAAGCAGAACCAUCUGAAGGCAUAGAAUUAAAACACGCGCCAGAAGUGAAACCUGAGCCAUUUAUCGAAAAAAAACCAGAAGAAGCCGAACAACCACGGCCCAAGCCGGCUUUAGAAGAGACAACGAAGUUAGUGGAAGAGCAAAGAGCAAAAGAGCCUAAAGAAACACAACCGGAACUUGGUUUAGAACGUAAAUCGGUGCUACUCGAAGAACAAAAGCCACAAACAGUUCAACAACCACAACUGAAACUGGCUCCAGAAGAGAAGCCUAAGUCGCCUGAACAAGAAAAAGUCGAGCAACCUGGACAGUUACAAUCAAAAAAGACUCCUGAAGAAAAGCCGAAGCCACUCGAAGAAACGAAAGACAAGAAAGUUGAACAACCACAACCGAAGCCAGUUCCAGAAGAACAGCCUAAGCUGGUUGAAGAAGAAAAAGUCAAACAACCUGAACAAUUAUUGGUCAAACCGGUUCCUGAAGAGAAACCGAAACCAGUUGAAGAGCAAAAGGGCAAGACACCCGAACAGCCACAAAUAAAACCAGUUCCAGAAGAGAAACCAAAGCCAAUCGAAGAACAAAAAGCAAAAAAACCUGAAGAAGUGCAACCGAAGCCGGCACCUGAAGAGACGCUGAAGCCAGUCGAAGAAAAGAAAGUUGAGCAACCACAACCGAAGUCGGUUCCAGAAGCACAGCCUAAGCUGGUUGAAGAAGAAAAAGUCAAACAACCUGAACAACCAUUGGCCAAACCGCUUCCUGAAGAGAAACCAAAACCAGUUGAAGAGCAAAAGGGCAAGAAACCUGAACAGCCGGAGGUGAAAGCAGUUCCAGAAGAGAAACCAAAGCCAAUCGAAGAACAAAAAGCCACAAAACCUGAAGAAACGCAACCGAAACCGACACCUGAAGAAAAGCCGAAGGCAGUGGAGGAAAAGAAAGUUGAACAACCACAACCGAAGUCGGUUCCAGAAGAACAGCCUAAGCUGAUUGAGAAAGAAAAAGUCGAACAACCCUUGGCCAAACCGGCUCCCGAAGAGAAACCGAAACCGGUAGAAGACCAAAAGGUCAAGAAACCUGAACAGUCACCGGCGAAGCC